Cicer arietinum (chickpea) is the source of this 1684-nucleotide messenger RNA. RefSeq names its product 7-deoxyloganetin glucosyltransferase-like. Lineage: Eukaryota; Viridiplantae; Streptophyta; Magnoliopsida; Fabales; Fabaceae. The record is from RefSeq and is a predicted model, not a curated record. Gene Ontology annotation, molecular function: quercetin 7-O-glucosyltransferase activity; quercetin 3-O-glucosyltransferase activity.
CUCAAUUGAUUUGAAGCGGUGCUUGGAAAGAAGAAAUAAAGGAGGUAAUUAAUUAACAAAAUGGGUUCUUUGGCCAAAACAAAGAAGAAACCUCAUGUUGUGUGUGUUCCAUAUCCAGCACAAGGUCACAUAAACCCAAUGCUCAAACUAGCAAAACUUCUUCAUUUUAAAGGUGGUUUUCAUGUUACAUUUGUUAACACCGAAUAUAAUCACAAACGUCUUCUCAAAUCUAGAGGUCCUAAUUCUCUAAAAGGUGUCCCCUCUUUUUGCUUUGAAACCAUUCCUGAUGGUCUACCUGAGUCUGAUGUGGAUGUGACACAUGAUAUUCCUUCCUUGUGUGACUCUACUAGAAAAAUUUGCCUACCUCACUUUAAAAACCUUAUUUCAAAACUCAAUAAUGCUUUUGACACCCCUCCUGUUGUUACAUGCGUAGUUUCUGAUGGUUGUAUGAGCUUUACUUUGGAUGCUGCACAAAAAUUUAACAUCCCUGAAGUCCUAUUUUGGACAACUAGUGCUUGUGGUUUUAUGUGCUACCUUCAAUAUCGUCAACUCAUUGAAAAGGGCUUAACACCCCUCAAAGAUUCAAGUUAUAUGACAAACGGGUAUUUGGAAACUACCAUAGAUUGGGUACCAGGCAUAAAAUAAAUUCGAUUAAAGGAUAUCCCAAGCUUCAUCAGAACAACAGAUCCAAAUGAUCUUAUGCUUGAUUUUUUGUCCGUAGAAUGCCAGAGAUCUCAAAAAGCAUCGGCAAUAAUUUUGAACAUGUUUGAUGCCAUAGAGCACGACGUUCUAGAAGCAUUUUCAUCGACUAACUUACCUCCAGUCUAUUCCAUUGGUCCCUUAAAUUUUCUCUUAAAAGAUGUCACUGAUAACGAAUUGGACACAAUUGGUUCCAAUCUUUGGAAAGAGGAGACAAAGUGUUUGGAAUGGCUCGAAAGCAAAGAACCCAACAGUGUUGUUUAUGUCAAUUUUGGAAGCAUCACUGUUAUGACAAGUGAACAAAUGGUCGAGUUUGCUUGGGGAUUAGCUAAUAGCAAGAAAACAUUUUUGUGGGUCAUAAGGCCAGAUCUUGUAGCUGAUGAAAAAGCUGUUCUGCCUCUAGAGUUUUUGGAAGAGACAAAAGAUAGAGGUUUAUUGUCAAGUUGGUGUCCACAAGAGGAAGUGUUGGGUCAUCCAUCAAUUGGGGGUUUUUUGACACAUAAUGGUUGGAAUUCAACAUUGGAAAGCGUAUGCGGGGGUGUUCCAAUGAUAUGCUGGCCUUUCUUUGCAGAACAACAAACUAAUUGUCGAUUUUGUUGUAAUGAAUGGGGAAUUGGUUUGGAAAUUGAAGAUGCUAAGAGAGAUAAGAUAGAGGGACUUGUGAGGGAAUUGAUGGAUGGGGAAAAGGGUAAAGAAAUGAAAGAGAAAGCGUUGAGGUUGAAAGAAUUGGCUAAAGAUGCUGCCUCUGGACCAUAUGGAUCAUCAUUUGUGAAUUUUAAGAAUCUUAUUCGUCACGUUUUGUUGUGAUAAAACUCCAAAAUGUUUAUGACUUUCUUCUUGUUCUUCUUGUUGUAUGUUUGUUUGAGGAGAAGUGUCCUAGUUUGGUGUUUCGAUUUAUUGCUAAUAAUGUUUAUGAAUAUUUUGUUUUAAUUGAUUAAUUCACUCACUCCACAUGGAUCAUCAUUUGUGAAUCUUGAGAAUCUAA